Eurypyga helias (sunbittern) is the source of this 6890-nucleotide messenger RNA. RefSeq names its product ryanodine receptor 3-like. Lineage: Eukaryota; Metazoa; Chordata; Aves; Eurypygiformes; Eurypygidae. The record is from RefSeq and is a predicted model, not a curated record. Gene Ontology annotation, biological process: intracellular calcium ion homeostasis; calcium ion transmembrane transport. Gene Ontology annotation, cellular component: sarcoplasmic reticulum membrane; smooth endoplasmic reticulum; Z disc. Gene Ontology annotation, molecular function: calcium ion binding; ryanodine-sensitive calcium-release channel activity.
CAUUUCCUUCCAUGAGAGGUUCGACACCGCUUGAUGUUGCAGCAGCCUCUGUAAUGGACAACAAUGAGCUUGCACUAGCAUUGGAGGAGCCAGAUCUCGAUAAAGUUGUCACUUACCUGGCAGGUUGUGGCCUGCAGAGUUGUCCAGUAUUGCUGGCUAAAGGAUAUCCAGACAUUGGAUGGAAUCCAAUAGAGGGUGAACGUUACCUGUCAUUCUUAAGAUUUGCAGUUUUUGUUAACAGUGAAAGUGUUGAGGAAAAUGCAAGUGUUGUUGUCAAGCUCCUUAUUCGACGGCCAGAGUGCUUUGGACCAGACCUUAGGGGAGAAGGAGGAAAUGGUUUGCUGGCAGCUAUGCAGGAAGCUAUCAGGAUCUCAGAGAAUCCUACUCGUGACCUUCCCUCCCAGGCAUAUAAAAGAGAAAGUGAUGAUGACGAUGAUGAGGAGGAGAUUGUGCACAUGGGCAAUGCAAUCAUGUCCUUUUACUCAGCUCUCAUAGAUUUACUUGGACGCUGUGCACCAGAAAUGCAUCUUAUUCAAAGUGGAAAAGGGGAAGCUAUUCGAAUCAGGUCAAUCCUUCGAUCUCUAGUGCCAACUGAAGAUUUGGUUGGGAUUAUAAGUAUACCACUAAAGCUGUCAACAGUUAACAAAGAUGGCACAGUAAAUGAGCCAGACAUGUCUGCAAAUUUCUGUCCUGAUCAUAAAGCACCCAUGGUACUUUUCUUGGACCGUGUCUAUGGUAUUAAGGACCAAAGCUUCCUCCUUCACCUGCUAGAGGUUGGAUUUCUACCGGAUUUAAGAGCCUCUGCCUCUUUGGAUACAGUUUCUCUAAGUACCACAGAAGCAGCUCUCGCACUAAAUAGAUAUAUUUGCUCAGCUGUGUUUCCAUUACUCAAAAGAUGUGCUCCCCUCUUUUCUGGAACAGAGCAUCACGCCUCUCUGGUUGACUCCAUGCUUCACACAAUAUAUAGGUUAUCCAAGGGACGUUCCCUUACAAAGGCACAAAGAGACACUAUUGAGGAAUGCCUGCUUGCUAUUUGCCACCACUUACGUCCCUCUAUGCUGCAACAGCUGUUGAGAAGGCUAGUUUUUGAUGUGCCCCUACUCAAUGAAUACUGUAAAAUGCCUCUCAAGCUUCUGACAAAUCACUAUGAGCAGUGCUGGAAAUAUUAUUGUCUGCCUUCAGGAAUGGGAAGCUAUGGAAUUGCAGCAGAAGAAGAAUUACAUUUAACUGAAAAACUUUUCUGGGGAAUAUUUGAUUCCUUGUCUCACAAGAAGUAUGAUCCAGAGCUCUUUCGAAUGGCUUUGCCUUGUCUAAGUGCUAUAGCUGGUGCUUUGCCCCCUGAUUAUUUAGAUACACGGAUUAAGUCAACUUUGGAAAAGCAGACUUCAAUGGAUCCAGAAGGAAAUUUUGAUCCCAAACCUGUCAGCACAGCAAACCUUGUACUUCCUGAAAAGUUGGAGUAUAUUGUCAGCAAGUAUGCGGAACAUUCACAUGAUAAAUGGGCCUUUGAUAAGACUAAUAGUGGAUGGAAAUACGGUGUUUCACUGGAUGAAAAUGUGAAGACUCACCCAUUAAUAAGACCCUUCAAAACUUUAACUGAAAAGGAAAAAGAAAUUUAUCGCUGGCCUGCCAGAGAAUCACUGAAAACUAUGUUGGCCAUGGGAUGGAGCCUAGAAAGAACCAAGGAAGGAGGAGAAGCAAUAAUACAUCAGCGUGAAAAUGAAAAGCUCCGCAGCAUAUCUCAGUCCAGCCAGGGAAAUGGGUAUAGUCCUGCACCACUUGAUCUCUCUAAUGUGGUGCUUUCUCGGGAGCUUCAGGGAAUGGUUGAGGUAAUGGCAGAAAACUACCAUAACAUAUGGGCCAAAAAGAAGAAAAUGGAGUUGGAAAGCAAAGGUGGAGGUAGUCAUCCUUUAUUAGUACCUUACGACACAUUGACAGCCAAGGAGAAAUCACGGGACCGUGAAAAGGCACAAGAGCUGUUUAAAUUCCUUCAAGUCAAUGGUAUAGUCAUAUCUCGAGGUGUGAAUGACAUGGAGUUGGAUGCUUCAUCCAUGGAAAAGAGGUUUGCCUUUAAGUUUCUGAAGAAAAUUUUAAAAUAUGUCGAUUCUGCUCAAGAGUUUAUUGCACAUUUGGAAGCCAUUGUAACCAGUGGAAAAACUGAAAAAUCUCCACAUGACCAAGAAAUAAAAUUCUUUGCCAAAGUUCUUUUACCAUUAGUUGAUCAGUACUUUACAAAUCACUGCCUCUACUUCCUGUCUUCUCCAACAAAAACACUCAGUAGCAGUGGAUAUGCAUCAAAUAAGGAAAAGGAAAUGGUAGCAAGCCUUUUCUGCAAGCUAGCUGCACUUGUUAGACAUAGGAUCUCACUUUUCGGUAGUGAUUCUGCUACAAUGGUGAACUGCCUGCACAUCUUAGCUCAGUCUCUUGACACACGAACUGUUAUGAAAUCAGGAUCUGAGCUUGUUAAAGCUGGAUUGCGUGCCUUUUUUGAAAAUGCAGCUGAAGACCUGGAAAAAACUUCAGAAAAUCUUAAACUUGGAAAAUUUACCCAUUCACGAACCCAAAUCAAGGGUGUUUCACAGAAUAUCAAUUAUACUACAGUAGCAUUGUUACCGAUCUUGACAUCAAUAUUUGAACAUAUUUCACAAUAUCAGUUUGGAAUUGAUUUACUUUUGGGUGAUGUACAAGUUUCAUGUUACAGAAUUCUUUGUAGCCUCUAUUCCCUUGGGACUGGGAAGAACAUCUAUGUUGAAAGGCAGCGUCCCGCACUUGGUGAGUGCUUAGCAUCUCUUGCAGCAGCCAUUCCAGUAGCGUUCCUUGAACCUUCUCUAAACCAUUACAACCCACUGUCUGUUUUCAACACAAAAAGUGCAAGAGAAAGAGCAAUUUUAGGUAUGCCUGAUACAGUAGAAGAGAUGUGUCCAGAGAUCCCACAGUUAGAUGGACUAAUAAAAGAGAUCAAUGAUUUAGCAGAAUCUGGAGCAAGAUAUACUGAAAUGCCUCAUGUAAUUGAGGUUAUCUUACCCAUGCUAUGCAACUAUUUAUCCUACUGGUGGGAAAGAGGGUCUGAGAGUGUUCCUCAAAGUGCUGGGCCUUGCUGUACAAUGAUAACAUCUGAGCAUCUGAGCAUUGUUCUUGGAAACAUUCUGAAAAUCAUUAACAAUAAUCUGGGAAUAGAUGAAGCAUCUUGGAUGAAAAGAAUUGCAGUUUAUGCUCAACCCAUCAUCAGCAAAGCUAGACCUGAUCUGCUCAAAACUCACUUUAUUCCAACACUGGAGAAAUUGAAGAAGAAAGCUAUAAAGAUAGUGAUGGAAGAGGAGCAACUGAGAGCAGAUAGUAAAACUGACACUCAAGAAGCUGAGCUACUCAUUCUUGAUGAGUUUGCUGUUCUUUGUCGAGACCUUUACGCCUUCUAUCCAAUGUUGAUACGUUAUGUAGACAACAACAGAGCCAACUGGCUAAAGAAACCAGAUGCAGAUUCUGAUGAACUCUUUCGAAUGGUAGCUGAAGUUUUUAUCCUGUGGUGUAAAUCACAUAAUUUCAAAAGAGAAGAACAAAAUUUUGUUAUUCAGAAUGAAAUCAAUAAUUUGGCAUUUUUAACAGGAGACACAAAGAGCAAGAUGUCUAAAGCCAUGCAAGUAAAGUCUGGAGGACAAGAUCAAGAGAGAAAGAAAUCAAAACGUAGAGGGGAUUUAUACUCCAUACAAACAUCUCUGAUUGUAGCUGCACUUAAAAAGAUGCUUCCUAUUGGUCUGAAUAUGUGUACUCCUGGAGAUCAAGAGCUCAUCUCUUUGGCUAAGAUGAGAUACAGCCAUAGGGACACUGAUGAGGAAGUCAAAGAACAUUUACGUAACAACUUACAUUUGCAGGAAAAGUCUGAUGAUCCAGCUGUGAAAUGGCAGUUAAAUCUGUACAAGGACAUUUUGAAAAGCGGUGAACCUAAUGACCCUGAGAGAAAUGUGGAACGUGUGCAGAGGAUAUCAGCUGCUCUGUAUCAUCUGGAACAGGUUGAACAACCACUGAGGUCGAAGAAAGCUGUUUGGCACAAGCUCCUGUCAAAACAACGUAAAAGGGCUGUUGUUGCAUGUUUCAGAAUGGCCCCAUUAUACAAUCUGCCAAGGCACCGUUCUAUUAACCUCUUCCUCCAUGGCUAUCAGAACUAUUGGAUAGAAACAGAGGAAUAUUCAUUUGAGGAGAAACUAGUUCAGGAUUUGGCUACACUUCCAAAAAAAGAAGAAGAGGAAGAAGAAGAGACCGAGAAAAAACAUCCUGAUCCACUUCAUCAGAUUAUACUCUAUUUUAGUCGCAGUGCUCUCACAGAGAGAAGUAAACUAGAAGAUGAUCCUUUAUAUAUUGCCUAUUCCGCCAUGAUGGCAAAGAGCUGCCAGGAAGAAGAAGAAGAGGAAGAAGAAAAAGAAAAGACAUUUGAGGAGAAAGAAAUGGAAAAACAGAGAACUCUUUAUCAACAAGCUCGCUUACAUGAUCGUGGAGCUGCUGAGAUGGUCCUUCAGAUGAUUAGCGCAAGCAAAGGUCACACUGGACCCACGGUUGUUGAAACACUAAAACUUGGUAUUGCUAUUCUAAAUGGUGGGAAUACCAUAGUUCAACAGAAAAUGCUGGACUACUUGAAGGAGAAGAAGGAUGCUGGAUUUUUUCAAAGUCUCUCUGGCUUGAUGCAGUCCUGCAGUGUUCUUGACUUGAAUGCGUUUGAGAGACAAAAUAAAGCAGAAGGCCUGGGAAUGGUUACUGAAGAAGGAACUCUCAUCGUUCGUGAGCGUGGUGAAAAGGUGUUGCAGCAUGAUGAAUUUACUCGAGAUUUAUUUAGAUUUUUACAACUGCUCUGUGAAGGGCAUAACAAUGAUUUUCAAAAUUAUCUACGUACUCAGAUGGGCAACACCACAACAGUGAAUAUUAUCAUUAGUACAGUUGACUAUCUCUUGCGUCUUCAGGAAUCAAUCAGUGACUUCUAUUGGUAUUAUUCAGGAAAGGAUGUCAUUGAUGAAUCAGGACAACGUAACUUCUCUAAAGCUUUGGCUGUCACCAAACAAAUAUUCAAUUCCCUUACAGAAUAUAUCCAGGGCCCUUGCAUAGGUAAUCAACAGAGUCUGGCUCAUAGUAGGCUGUGGGAUGCAGUUGUUGGGUUUCUUCAUGUCUUUGCCAAUAUGCAGAUGAAACUUUCACAGGACUCUGCUCAGAUUGAAUUGCUAAAAGAACUGCUAGAUCUGCUGAAGGAUAUGGUAGUGAUGCUCUUGUCACUGCUUGAAGGUAACGUCGUAAAUGGAACUAUUGGAAAGCAAAUGGUAGACACACUUGUAGAAUCAUCUAGCAAUGUAGAAAUGAUUUUGAAGUUCUUUGACAUGUUCCUCAAGUUAAAAGAUCUGACUAACUCAGAAGCUUUCAAAGAACAUGACCCAGAAGGCAAAGGCAUCAUUUCAAAGAAGGAAUUCCAGAAAUCAAUGGAGGCUCAAAAACAAUAUAUACAGUCAGAGAUUGAAUCAGAAGCUGAUGAAAAUGAUAUGUUUAACUAUGUUGAUUUUGUGGAAAGAUUCCAUGAACCAGCCAAAGACAUUGGAUUUAAUGUAGCAGUAUUGCUAACAAACCUUUCAGAGCACAUGCCUAAUGAUUCACGCCUUCAGAGCUUACUUGAACCUGCAGAAAGUGUUCUUAAUUACUUUGAACCAUACCUCGGACGUAUUGAAAUAAUGGGUGGGGCCAAGAAAAUAGAAAGAGUUUACUUUGAAAUCAGUGAAUCCAGUAGAAUGCAGUGGGAGAAGCCACAGGUGAAGGAAUCCAAAAGGCAGUUCAUAUUUGAUGUUGUAAAUGAAGGCGGAGAGCAAGAAAAAAUGGAACUCUUUGUGAAUUUCUGUGAAGACACAAUCUUUGAAAUGCAGUUAGCAUCCCAGAUCUCUGAAACGGAUUCAUCUGAUAGGCUUGAGGAAGAGGAAGAGGCAGAGCCUUGUUAUGUAGUGGAUAUUGGAGAUGAUGAAGAAGAAGAAAAGUCCCUGGAACCUGCUUCAGCUUUUGCAAUGGCCUGUGUUUCAGUGAAGAAGAAUGUCGCCAACUUUUUUAAAAUGGUCACUAUGAAGAACCUACGGAAACAAUACAGGAAAGUUAGAAAGAUGACAGUAAAAGAGAUGGUGAAAGUGUUUUUCUCCUUUUUCUGGAUCCUAUUUGUAGGGAUGUUCCAACUGUUCUUUACUAUAGUGUGGGGAAUUUUCCAGAUUCUUUGGAGCACUGUAUUUGGGGGUGGCCUGGUUGAAGGAGCCAAAAACAUUAAAGUUACUAAAAUAUUAGGGGACAUGCCUGACCCGACACAGUUUGGAAUCCAUGAUGAUGUUAUGGAAGCAGAAAAAGCUGAAGGCGCUCAGCAUGGCAUCAGAGCUGAACUUGCGCAGUUUGUGAAGGGUGAAAAGGUUGAAACUGACAUAAUCUCAGACAUUUUUGGCAUUCAUACAAAGAAAGAAGGAGGCUCAAAACAUGGUCAUGAUGCUGGACUUGGAGAUAUUGCAGAAAUCCUUGGUACUGAUAUCCAGUCAUCUUUGGAAAACACAGUUCGUAAGAAAAAAGGAUUACAGAUAUCUGAAAUUGCAAAAGAAGCUGAAACAGAGAGAAAAGCAGAAGCUGAGAAGGCUGACAUGGAAGAUGGUGAGAAACAAGAUAGAGCAAAGGAAGUACAAUCUGAGCAGCUAGAAGAGGGAAAAUUGAAGAAAAAGAAGCGAAGGCAUGGACAAAAAAUUGAGAAACCAGAGGCUGUUAUGGCUAACUUCUUCAAAGCUUUGGAAAUUUAUCAAACAAAAAUGCUUCAUUACUUGGCAAGAAAUUUUUAUAACUUAAGGUUUCUUGCUCUAUUUGUCGCAUUUGCCAUCAACUUUAUUCUUCUAUUUUAUAAG